Molecule: messenger RNA, 741 nt
Organism: Microthlaspi erraticum
Lineage: Eukaryota; Viridiplantae; Streptophyta; Magnoliopsida; Brassicales; Brassicaceae
Source: the annotation of a GenBank genome assembly
AUGAACACGACGUUACGUUACGAUCCGAAGCAGAUCUCGAGGCAGACGAAACCGUCAGAUACUCCAUCGUCUUCUCCGUCUCGUAGCCACCGGAGACAGCCUCUGCUCCAGAGAAGUCUCUCCUCUCCCUCUCCUAGAGCCACUUGCGGCGGAUCCACUCCCGCCGAGUUCUGCGGCGGCACGACGGCGAGUUGCGCCGCCGUUUGGUGCUGCUGUCCCUGCGGACUCGUCAACCUCCUCGUCCUCGCGAUCUACAAAGUCCCUAAAGGAAUCUGCCGCCGCGCUAUCCGCAGCCGCCGCCGUAAACAGCUCGUGAAGAGCGGAAUCCUUCCGCCGCUUCCGACGGACGGAAAAGGCGAGCGGAUGCAGAGAGUGUUCCAGAAUUCGGAGUUCGCGAUCCAUCCGUUGGAUAGCAACGACGUCUCUGAAGACGACGACGACGAUUUCUUCGAUCUGAAAUACAUCGGAAAAUCAUCAGCGGCUGGGCUGACAACGGACGAGGAGACGGAUGAAGACGACGAGGCGGUGCUAGCAUUAGAGAAAGAGAUGUGGAACAGGUUUUACGGCGCCGGAUUCUGGCGAAGUCCGUCACAGAGAGAAUCAGUUUCUUCUCCGAGAAUCUCAAAGUCUAUUUCCUCAUCGUCGCCGAGGCCGUCGAUUACUGAAGUGUACCGGAACACGUCGAUUAGAGGCGGAGGAGUCACGGUGGUGGCGGCGCCACCGAGGACCGUUCGACAUUGA